Molecule: messenger RNA, 2017 nt
Organism: Odocoileus virginianus texanus
Lineage: Eukaryota; Metazoa; Chordata; Mammalia; Artiodactyla; Cervidae
Product: zinc finger protein 764
Biological process (GO): regulation of DNA-templated transcription
Source: RefSeq, a predicted model, not a curated record
AUGGCGCCGCCCCCGGCCCCGCUCCCCGCGCGGGAACCUAACGAGGUCGGGCCCCAGGGGGGGACAUCCGAGCCCGUGAGCUUCGCGGACGUGGCCGUGUACUUCUCCCCGGAGGAGUGGGCGUGUCUGCGGCCCGCGCAGAGGGCCCUGUACCGGGACGUGAUGCGGGAGACCUAUGGCCACCUGGGCGCGCUCGGCUUCCGAGGCACCAAGCCAGCCCUCAUCUCCUGGGUGGAGGAAGAGGCAGAACUGUGGGGUCCAGAUGCCGGGCCGCCUGAGAUGGGAGAGUGUCUUACAGAAGCAGACACAGCAGGUUCCAGAAACCAGACAGAAAAAGGACAGAGACGAGGGAGGGAGGCACUGGGGAAGAUCCUUUCUGUGGACGCUCAGCUUCCCGGGCUGAUGGCUCUCAAACCCCUCUCUGCUGGCUUUCCUUACGGUUGCCAGAAGCCACCGAAGGUGCCUCGCCGGGGUCGCCCGCCACUCUCUGCCCACCCCCCGGUCCCCAGAGCCGACCGGCGGCAUGGCUGCUACGUGUGCGGGAAGAGUUUCGCCUGGCGCUCCACCCUGGUGGAGCAUCUCUACACCCACACGGGCGAGAAGCCCUUCGGCUGCCCGGACUGUGGCAAGGGCUUCAGCCAGGCGUCCUCGCUGAGCAAGCACCGGGCCAUCCACCGUGGGGAACGGCCCCACCGCUGCCCGGACUGCGGCCGGGCCUUCACGCAGCGCUCGGCGCUCACCACCCACCUGCGGGUCCACACGGGCGAGAAGCCCUACGCGUGCCCAGACUGUGGCCGCUGCUUCAGCCAGAGCUCCGCCCUCUACCAGCACCAGCGGGUCCACAGCGGGGAGACCCCCUUCCCCUGCCCGGACUGUGGCCGCGCCUUCGCCCACGCCUCCGACCUCCGGCGCCACGUGCGCACCCACACCGGCGAGAAGCCCUACGCGUGCCCAGACUGCGGGCGCUGCUUCCGGCAGAGCUCGGAGAUGGCCGCCCACCGGCGCACCCACAGCGGCGAGCGCCCCUACGCCUGUCCUCAGUGUGGCAGGUGCUUCGGUCAGAAGUCGGCCAUGGCCAAGCACCAGUGGGUCCAUCGUCCAGGGGCGGGGGUGCGCAGGGGCGGAGCUGCCGCCGGGCUGCCUGUGCCCCUGGCCUCUGCCCGAGGGGACCUGGACCCCCCCGUGGGCUUCCAGCAUUACCCAGAGAUAUUCCAGGAGUGUGGGUGAUGGCUUCACGGGUGACAGGGCCAAGGGUGAAGAUGUAGACAUUGGCUGAGGCCCAAGAUGGCCUCAGGGGCCUCAAACUCAGGCAACUCCGGGGAGGUCACAAAAUUCCCAGAGGGCACUGGACCUGGGGGUGGGGGGUGAGGACCAGUUUAUCUUAGGCCUUCAUCAGUUUCAUCUGCUAGACCUUGUCCUCUAUGGUCCCAGACUCAAGAGACCCCUUUGCUGAGUCAGGUUAGAGGUAAGAACCCCCACUAGACUUCCACUAUGGGGAAAGGCUGUUUCUCAGCUUAGAUAUAAGAGGAUUGAGGUGGAGAAUUUUGUUUUAUCCACUGACUUGACUGCAGAAGUUAAAAACUGAUGGCCAGGUACUGAAUCUGGUCUCCCAACAGCCUUUUGCAAUACAUGUAUUUUUAGACCAGCCAGCAUUUUCAAGUGUUAUGAAUUAUUGGUUAAGAUGUAAAAAUCAGGCUAUUUCACACAACAAACCAAGUUUCUGGCCUCUUGAAAAAAAUCCAAAGAUUUGGUGACUUGACCUGAGCUCCCACAAAGCCACAAUUGACAGGAGCUGAGAGGCCCAUUUGAAUGGAGCCCAGGCUCUUCAGUUCAGCCCACCUGCCAACUCCUUAAGCACCUCCUGACCAGUGUCAGCUGCCACUUGUCAUGGCUGUCUCUGGCAAAGCAGAGAUGCCUCUCCAUCUGGCAUUUUCUACUCAUUUACAUGACCUGUUGGACUCCUGUAAUCAUUUUUUAAAAAUGUAUUUUUAAUACAUAAAAAUAUGUAUUUAUUUUA